Olea europaea var. sylvestris is the source of this 4955-nucleotide messenger RNA. RefSeq names its product glutamate synthase 1 [NADH], chloroplastic-like. The record is from RefSeq and is a predicted model, not a curated record. Gene Ontology annotation, molecular function: glutamate synthase (NADH) activity. NCBI's taxonomy places the organism in Eukaryota, Viridiplantae, Streptophyta, Magnoliopsida, Lamiales, Oleaceae. Gene Ontology annotation, biological process: ammonia assimilation cycle. The transcript is spliced from 17 exons. Bases 366 to 4670 code for a protein of 1434 amino acids.
AGUUUGCAUUGCUCUGCAUCGGCGUUUUGGAUUUGGAUUCCCCCAAAUCUCUACAAUUUCCCGUUUUUUUUUUAGUUAUUUAUUCUGAUUUUUUCUCUUUUAACCCAAAUCUUCCGCCGUGCAUGGUGAGAGAUUAACUCAUAGAUCUUCAUUUUGGGUUGGGUUUUGAUAAAUUUGAACAAUAGGUCCUUGUUGGGCUUCAUCUCUUGAGAAUCGGUUGUUAUAUAAAGUUAAAACGGUAUAAAAUUUGGCAGAUCUGGUGUUUUUGUGUUAUAAGAUAUCUGGGUGUCUUAAUUAAUCAUAUCCAAUAAAAAUCGGCGAAUAAUAAUUGAAAACUAAUUGAAAAAAAAUUGUGAUUGUAAAGAAUGUCGGUGGCGUCGGGAUCCGGGAUUCAGGUGAGGAGUAGCGCCGGAAGUGGUUUGGUGGUAAAGCCAUGCGGGAGUCGCCAGUUGAAUACAGUGGCGGCGCUGAGCAGGGUGGGGAUGAACAGAAGAGAUAGGGUUUCGAGGGGGUUGGUGAAGAGGAACGUCGGUGGUUUGGAUAACAGGUUCAUUUCAGGGACGGUGGUUCGGGGUGGUGCUGCGGGGUUGCGCACGGAAAGUUUGCAUCUUUGGCGCACGGACGGGCCUGGCCUGGCGCCGAAGCUGGUGAUCAAGAAUGCCUUGUCUCAGGUGCCCGAGAAGCCGCUGGGGCUGUAUGAUCCUUCCUUGGACAAGGACUCGUGUGGGGUCGGGUUCGUCGCUGAACUCUCCGGUGAAAGCAGCCGUAAAACGGUUACUGAUGCAAUAGAGAUGUUGGUACGGAUGUCACAUAGAGGUGCAUGUGGGUGUGAGACAAAUACUGGGGAUGGAGCUGGAAUUCUCGUGGCUCUUCCUCAUGAUUUCUACAAGGAGUCUGCUAAGGAAGCAGGAUUUGAGCUUCCCCGACCUGGUGAAUAUGCAGUGGGCAUGUUUUUCUUGCCCACUUCUGAAAGUCGGAGGGAACAAAGCAAAAUUGUAUUCACAAAGGUUGCGGAAUCGCUUGGGCACACUGUCCUUGGCUGGCGGCCUGUCCCCACAGAUAACUCAGGGUUGGGCAAGUCUGCUUUGCAGACAGAGCCAGUAAUUGAGCAAGUGUUUCUUACACCUACUCCCAGGUCGAAGGCAGAUUUUGAGCAACAGAUGUACAUAUUAAGGAGGGUUUCGAUGGUGGCUAUCCGAGCUGCAUUAAACCUCCAACAUGGUGGUGUGAGAGAUUUCUAUAUAUGUUCUCUUUCCUCAAGAACUAUUGUCUACAAAGGUCAGUUGAAGCCCAAUCAGUUGAAGGAAUACUACUACGCUGAUCUUGGAAAUGAAAGGUUUACGAGCUACAUGGCCCUGAUACACUCUAGGUUUUCAACAAACACAUUUCCCAGCUGGGAUCGCGCUCAGCCCAUGCGUGUCCUGGGACACAAUGGAGAAAUAAACACACUACGGGGAAAUGUAAACUGGAUGAAGGCUCGUGAAGGACUGUUAAAGUGCAAGGAGCUAGGCUUGUCAAAGACAGAGAUGAAGAAGCUUCUACCAAUUGUAGAUGCCAGCUCAUCAGAUUCAGGAGCAUUUGACGGGGUUCUUGAGCUUUUGGUUAGAGCUGGCAGGAGUCUUCCUGAGGCUAUAAUGAUGAUGAUUCCUGAAGCCUGGCAAAAUGAUAAGAACAUGGACCCUCAUCGUAAGGCCUUGUACGAGUACUUCUCAGCCCUCAUGGAACCAUGGGACGGCCCUGCUCUCGUAUCAUUUACUGAUGGACGCUAUCUUGGAGCAACCUUGGAUCGAAAUGGAUUGCGUCCAGGUCGAUUUUAUGUAACGCAUAGUGGUCGAGUUAUCAUGGCAAGUGAAGUUGGAGUCGUUGAUAUUCCACCCGAAGAUGUCAGCAAGAAAGGAAGACUUAAUCCUGGCAUGAUGCUCCUUGUAGAUUUUGAGAAGCAUGUUGUUGUAGAUGAUGAGGCCUUGAAGCAGCAAUAUUCACUUGCAAGGCCUUAUGGAAAAUGGCUUGAAAGGCAAAAGCUGGAAUUGAAAGACAUAGUUGAAUCCGUUCAGGAAUCUGUCAGGGUUCCUCCACCCAUACAAGGAGUUUCACCGGCAUCUCUUGACAAUGACAACAUGGAAAACAUGGGUAUCCAUGGUUUAUUGGCACCUUUGAAGGCUUUUGGUUACACCGUUGAAGCCUUGGAGAUGCUGUUACUACCUAUGGCAAAGGAUGGCAUUGAGGCCCUUGGUUCAAUGGGAAACGAUGCUCCAUUGGCUGUGAUGUCUAACAGGGAGAAGCUCACAUUUGAGUAUUUCAAACAGAUGUUCGCUCAAGUAACUAAUCCUCCAAUCGAUCCAAUACGUGAAAAGAUUGUUACUUCUAUGGAAUGCAUGGUUGGUCCAGAAGGCGAUCUCACAGAAACCACAGAAGAGCAGUGUCAUCGCCUGUCACUCAAAGGUCCUCUUUUAUCCAUUGAUGAGAUGGAAGCAAUUAAGAAGAUGAACUACAGAGGCUGGCGAAGCAAAGUUAUUGAUAUCACUUACUCGAAGCAUCAUGACAGGAAUGGUCUGGAGGAGACCUUAGAUAAGAUAUGUUCAGAAGCUCACAACGCUAUUAAGGAGGGUUAUACAACGCUCGUGCUCUCUGACAGAGCCUUCUCGUCUAAGCGUGUCGCGGUGAGUUCCCUAUUGGCUGUUGGUGCUGUACAUCAUCAUCUAGUUAAGAAGCUUGAGCGAACACGGGUUGCAUUGAUCGUUGAAUCUGCUGAGCCCCGUGAAGUGCACCAUUUUUGUACGCUCGUGGGGUUUGGUGCAGAUGCUAUCUGCCCUUAUUUGGCUAUAGAAGCCAUUUGGAGACUGCAAGUCGAUGGAAAAAUUCCUCCUAAAGCAAAUGGUGAGUUCCACUCAGAGGAUGAACUGGUCAAGAAAUACUUCAAAGCAAGCAACUAUGGUAUGAUGAAGGUCCUUGCGAAAAUGGGGAUAUCAACUUUGGCCUCAUACAAGGGUGCUCAGAUUUUUGAGGCUGUAGGCCUCUCCUCGGAGGUAAUGGAAAGAUGCUUCAAUGGAACUCCAAGUAGAGUUGAAGGUGCCACUUUUCGGGCACUUGCACAUGAUGCACGCGAGUUGCAUGAUCUUGCUUUUCCAACACGCACAUUACCUCCUGGAAGUGCUGAGGCUGUAGCACUUCCUAAUCCCGGAGAUUAUCAUUGGAGGAAGGGUGGUGAGAUUCAUCUUAACGAUCCCCUUGCCAUGGCAAAACUGCAAGAUGCUGCCCGAACCAACAGUGUGGCUGCCUACAAAGAGUAUUCUAAACGCAUACAAGAAUUGAAUAAGUCUUGCAAUUUAAGGGGACUUCUUAAAUUUAAGGACACCGACUCGAAGGUUCCUCUGGAAGAAGUUGAACCAGCCAGUGAGAUUGUAAAACGAUUUUGUACUGGAGCCAUGAGCUAUGGAUCUAUAUCAUUGGAAGCACACACAACUUUAGCAAUUGCCAUGAACAAGCUAGGGGGAAAGUCAAAUACAGGUGAGGGUGGUGAACAACCAUCUCGUAUGGAGCCUCUUCCUGAUGGUUCAAGGAAUCCAAAAAGGAGUGCAAUUAAGCAGGUAGCAAGUGGAAGAUUUGGAGUUUCUAGUUAUUACCUUACAAAUGCUGACGAGUUACAGAUAAAAAUGGCUCAGGGAGCAAAGCCGGGAGAAGGUGGUGAACUUCCUGGCCACAAGGUCAUUGGGGACAUUGCUGUCACUAGAAAUUCAACUGCCGGUGUGGGUCUAAUUAGUCCUCCUCCCCAUCAUGAUAUUUAUUCAAUUGAAGAUCUUGCUCAAUUGAUUCAUGACCUCAAGAAUGCCAAUCCUGGGGCACGUAUAAGUGUGAAGUUGGUUUCUGAAGCUGGUGUUGGAGUUAUUGCUAGUGGUGUUGUCAAGGGUCACGCUGAUCAUGUUCUAAUCUCUGGUCAUGAUGGUGGUACAGGAGCCUCAAGAUGGACUGGUAUCAAGAGUGCCGGGGUUCCAUGGGAACUUGGUCUUGCAGAGACCCAUCAAACCCUAGUUGCUAAUGACCUGCGGGGUCGAACUGUUCUUCAGACUGAUGGUCAACUAAAAACCGGGAGAGAUGUGGCCAUAGCUGCACUUCUUGGUGCAGAGGAGUUUGGUUUUAGUACCGCUCCCCUUAUCACGCUUGGCUGCAUCAUGAUGCGGAAGUGCCACAAAAACACUUGUCCAGUUGGGAUUGCCACCCAGGAUCCAGUUCUCAGAGAAAAGUUUGCAGGUGAACCUGAACACGUCAUAAAUUUUUUCUUCAUGCUGGCGGAAGAGCUGAGGGAUAUAAUGUCUCAACUAGGGUUUCAAACGAUUAAUGAAAUGGUUGGCCGUUCAGACAUGCUUGAAUUGGAUAAAGAUUUGGCCAAGAACAAUGAGAAGCUAAAGAAUAUUGACCUGUCCUUGUUACUUCGACCAGCUGCUGAUAUUCGUCCAGAAGCUGCACAGUAUUGUGUGCAGAAACAGGAUCAUGGUUUGGACAUGGCCUUGGACAACAAACUAAUAGCUUUGUCCAAACCUGCUUUAGAGAAAAGUUUCCCUGUGUAUAUUGAGUCACACAAAUUCUUGCAAGCACACAAGAAAAAGAAUCUGCAAAAGCAGCUGCUGAACAUGCUGCCAAAGAAGCUGAGGUGCAGGAAGAGGAAGAGUUGAUGGAGAAAGAUGCUUUUGAAGAGCUUAAGAAGCUGGCAGCUACAUCCUUGAAUGAAAAAGACUGUCAGGCUGAGGAGGACAAACAAUCGAAGAGACCUACUAGGGUUCCAGAUGCUGUGAAGCACCGAGGUUUUGUUGCCUAUGAGCGAGAGAGCAUUUCGUACAGAGAACCUAGUAUUCGGAUGAAUGACUGGAAAGAAGUUAUGGAAGAAUUAAGACCUGGCCCACUUCUGAAGACACAAUCUGCUCGUUGUAUGGACUGUGGCACUCCUUUUUGUCAUCAGG